AUUUAAUAUUUGGCAUCUAAUAUAACUAUUGCAUACAAUAUAAUAAAAUACAAUCAUUUAAUCCGUUGUAAAGACAAUAAUAGUUAAUAUCCGGAAAACAUGGCCAACGAUUUGGACAAAAACAAUAACCAGAAGACAAUUGAGCACAUCAUCAUCAGAGGUAAUCCAUACACCAGAGGAUUCAGUUAUGGACAGCAGCUGAAGGAGAAGAUUGUGGCGAAUCUGCACUAUUAUAAAGUGAGAUACACUUUGCUUGACUGGACUCAAGUCGAAGAGUUUAUUAACAAGAAUUACGUGAAGGCGUUGGAAAGGUAUUACCCGUCGGGUCUGCAGGAGAUGAAAGGUAUAGCUGCCGGCGCUGAGGUCACCGUCGAGGAUAUCAUUGCGUUGAACGCCAGAUACGAAUUGAUGCGUUGGAACCGAGACCUCAUCCGUAAGAGUCAACAAUCGCCGCAAGAAUUUGCCAAAAGGGUGCCAAAAGACAAGAUUGAGGACAUGCCUCACGAGUUGCCACAACUGCCUCACGAGUGCACUUCGGCUGUCUGUCUGUCAAAAGCCACCAAAUCGGGUGAUGUCCUCAUCGGACAGAAUUGGGAUCAAAACAAACGGAUGCUAUCGGACGACAUGGUGCUGCUGCUUGAGGUACAUCCGGACCCCUCCGAGAAUAUGGCUCCCUUUUUCAUGUUGACAGAGCCGGGAACGUUAGGUCGCAGCGGAAUGAAUGCCAACGGAUUGGGCAUAACAGGAAUGAGUCUCUUCUCGAGUGAAGACUAUUUUGGAGACGACAGUCCCAAAGGGUAUAUACCCAUCAGUUUGUUCAGACGCAUGUUCUUAGAGUCGCCUAACUUUCCGGUGGCUGUCAAGCGUCUGAUCGCCGCUCCCCGACACGUGUCCAUCAAUAUGACGGUCGCCACCGCCGAGAACGAGGCCUUCAAUAUCGAGAUGACUCCCAAGAAUUACUUCGUGUCGUACCCGCCCUUCGAGACCGAUAUCAUCACUCACAGCAAUCUCUUCAAAUCGGACUCAUUUUUCGCCAACAAUUCUGUGAAAGACACGUAUAUUUGUGGCUCAUCUCUCAUACGAGACCGACAAAUGCAGAGAGGAUUGCUCGACAAGUGGGGUAACAUUGAUGAAAUCAGUUUCACCAAAGCCUUUACCAAUCAUGUUGGCUUUCCCGACUCCCUGUGCGCUCAUAUACCCGAGAAGGGACGGGAGGAUCUGUCGACUACACCUAAUCUCUGUACUGUGGCUAAUAUAGUCAUGAAUCUGACGACUAAAACGCUGAGACUCUGUAGAGCCAACCCUUGCAAUGGUGUGUUUUAUGAGUACACUUUCAAUUGA
This is a messenger RNA of Oppiella nova, 1341 nucleotides long. NCBI's taxonomy places the organism in Eukaryota, Metazoa, Arthropoda, Arachnida, Sarcoptiformes, Oppiidae. The record is from the annotation of a GenBank genome assembly.